AUGAGCAGCGACGAGAACCGCCACAGCGGCACUGCCACCCCUCCCCUCCCGACUUUUGCCAUUGGCGCUGUCGCCGUCGACAUCGAGCCGCUGACCAGAGACGUGGAGAGCGUGUCUCUCGACGACUGGAUUAGCGAGCAGACGGAGGAUGAAGGCCCCAUGAACCGGUGCUCUAAUCCUGGAGCGGCGAGCUCAGAGUUAUUCGAGCGAACAUUCGCCGCCCGUGCAGGAGACCAAACAUUUCAGUCGCAAAACGGCACUCACCUGGAGAACCGCGCCCGAGUAAUGAGCUACACAUAUCCCGGAAGAGGCGCACGGCAGACUCGAACGCCAGACAAGACGCAGGCUGGGUCUCUUGCCGAGGGGAUGUGGAAGAACAGUCCUGUCGAGGCAGCACCAACAACAGCUGCCACUUACCAGAAGACGGAGAGCGAGUACGCUUUCUGGUCUGUCAGUGGUAGCUCACGUCAGGUCGAUGAAGCGGUUGUCCAGAACUUCCUCGGCGCGGCAUACGUUCUCCUCGCCGCACAGGCUCAGGCAUCGCGCAAUAAUCAAACAGCACCGGCCACCCCUCCGUCGCUGCCAGCUAAGACUGAUCAUCACUUGGUUCGUGGCGAGCCUGAGGCAAAGCGCCCGCGUCUCGUAAGCUCCGGUAGGCCUGAGCAGUCGUCAGCUGAUGCCAGGCGCCGCGCAAUGACUCUGAUUUACCUGCAAGCUGACCCCCAGACCAACGAAGUGCGAGAGGUGCGCCCUCCGCCUCGCCCCGAGCCCGAGGUCAUCUCUCUGCUCGACGACAGCGAUGAUGACGAGGUAAAGAUGGAAGACAUCAAACCUCGCAUGCCCGCAUGUGACGGGGCGGACUCGGCCCUGCGUCUCGGACAGCAAGUCUGUCUCAGGAUCGUCCAACUCCGUUUCACGGGCGACUUCCGCACGCUCGUGUCCGGGGAGGAGAUGAGCUGGCGCGAAGUAGCGAGGGAACUGGAGCUGGAGGAAGGCGCUGCAAGGGAUGUGCGGAAGUUCGACGAGUGGCUCACGCGCCGCCUCAUGGAAACCGGGCUCGGGUGGCGCGCUGUUCUGAGGGGGAUUGGGUUCCGCCACAUGAAGCUUGAGGAGUGA
Trichosporon asahii var. asahii CBS 2479 is the source of this 1116-nucleotide messenger RNA. RefSeq lists its product as uncharacterized. NCBI's taxonomy places the organism in Eukaryota, Fungi, Basidiomycota, Tremellomycetes, Trichosporonales, Trichosporonaceae. The transcript is spliced from 7 exons. The record is from RefSeq and is a predicted model, not a curated record. Bases 1 to 1116 code for a protein of 371 amino acids.